Messenger RNA from Penicillium soppii, 1200 nucleotides. RefSeq names its product SGNH/GDSL hydrolase family protein. The transcript is spliced from 10 exons. The coding region runs from base 1 to 1200 and encodes 399 amino acids. Gene Ontology annotation, molecular function: carboxylic ester hydrolase activity. Lineage: Eukaryota; Fungi; Ascomycota; Eurotiomycetes; Eurotiales; Aspergillaceae. The record is from RefSeq and is a predicted model, not a curated record.
AUGCGGGUUGUACAUCGGUUUUUGGCGUUUUUCACUUUCGCGUUAGCAUCGGCAACGAUCCUUGAGAACGGCCAAGUUAGAGAGAAUGCUUAUCCCGGGCAAGUAUCAACAAUAGCCUUGGAUGAUUCUUGGAGAACCUAUCCGCCGAAUGCUCCGGAGAUUUCCUACAAAGGUCGAUGGGAUAGCAAGCACGUUUCCUGGUGGUCCGCACCGGGACUCAAAGUUGAAUUCUCUGGGGAUAAGCUUGCUCUCAGCUUUGGCCAAAGCACCACUCCGGGUGUUCUGGUAGCUUACCGUAUUGGCUCUCUCGAUUGGCAAUUUUCUAAUGUUACUGCCGACUCAACGUAUCAAUUUGUUGGCCCGUGGUCAGAGCUUAAGGAUGACGAGGAGAUUCCUGAAAAGAAUGUGUUUGAGAUGCGAGUUCAAAUUGCCGGCGUCGCUGUUGCUAAUAAUGCUGCUAUCUACAAACCUCCCACUUUCGGGAAGAGAAUUGAAAUCAUCGGUGGCUCGCUUGCAUCUGGUCAAUUUGCAACCUAUGAGACACUUUCUUCCUGGUCAUUCCUCUUUGCGAAUGGUUUGGGUAAUGUCGAGUACGGAAUUACAGCUUAUCCCGGGGUUUGCCUUGCAGACCUCCAAUGCUACGGUGGCGGUACUCAUGGCGUGCAAUGGUUCUGGCACCACGCCUCAGACCCCGGCUCUCGUGCCUCUGCAACUUAUGGCCACGAGCCUGAGAAUUGGGACCUUGGCGCAGAGCAGCCCGCCGACUUGGUGAUCAUCCAAAUGGGUGGUAACGAUCACCGUCAUCCAAACGAAAUUCCAGGGACAAACUACUACCACGCUUACGUCGACUUGAUAGAUGACAUUCACUCUAUCUGGCCCAAUGCUGUGGUGAUUCUCAUGUCUCAAUGGGGAGGUUUUACCAAACAAGGGAAGAACUACGUCGGUAGUACAUACUACCUAGAAGAGACUAAGCAAGUCCACGAACACUUCAAGGACCGUGGCUUUGUCUACUAUUUCCCCACCGAGGGUCUCCUGGCACACAACGACAUCAACCCCAAGAACCAUCUUACUGAUGUGGGUCAUGUGAAGAUUGCCAGUCACCUGCUACAGUGGGUGAAAUUGGUGCUUAGGUGGAAGCUUGAGCCCACGGGCGAAGUCCAGUCUGGGACUACCUACUGGAAUGAUCAACAGGAGUAUUGA